UUUGCGCUAUCAAUUCUCCCAUCCAAGAAGUGCCUAAUAUUCGUGAAAUCAUGGUUCAAGCAUGGUUUAUGGACACCGAGACGACUGAUCAGCGUCUGGAGCAUCACCGCAAUCCGCCGGAAUAUGUUUCCCUCGAUGAUUUGUAUGCCAAAACCGGAGUGGAGUAUUUCAAGAUUAAUGUUGACGGACCGCAGGCGGAUGAGGCCCUGGAGAAGAUUCGGAAGGAGCGUGGAUAUAGCUAUGAAGAUCAAAUAACCUGCUCUAAAGAAUGCCUUCCGGAUUACGAGACGAAGCUGAAGAACUUCUUCACGGAACAUCUGCACACGGAUGAAGAGAUUCGGCUGGUGAUGGAUGGUUCUGGGUAUUUCGAUGUCAGAGAUGGCGAAGAACAGUGGAUCCGAAUUUCUGUUGUGCGCGGAGACAUGAUUAUCAUUCCCAGUGGAAUCUAUCACAGAUUCACGCUGGAUUCAAAGAACUUCAUCACGGCUAAGCGAUACUUUAUCGGAGAGCCAGUGUGGCUUCCGUACAAUCGCCCCGCUGACGACAUGGAAUGCCGACAGCAGUACGUGAAGAGGCUGUCUGAGGGCUUCAAGUGAUUUUCCACGGUUAUUGGGUGAUUAUUUGGGAUUUGGGAGAUUUUAUCAGCAAUAAAAUUUCCAUUUCAGCAUGUUUGCCAUAAAAAUGGUG
Molecule: messenger RNA, 687 nt
Organism: Phlebotomus argentipes
Lineage: Eukaryota; Metazoa; Arthropoda; Insecta; Diptera; Psychodidae
Gene: Adi1
Product: acireductone dioxygenase
Exons: 4
Coding region: 51-596 (181 amino acids)
Molecular function (GO): acireductone dioxygenase [iron(II)-requiring] activity
Source: RefSeq, a predicted model, not a curated record